This is a messenger RNA of Portunus trituberculatus (swimming crab), 3109 nucleotides long. RefSeq names its product carotenoid isomerooxygenase-like. Gene Ontology annotation, biological process: retinal metabolic process; carotene catabolic process. Bases 439 to 1962 code for a protein of 507 amino acids. Gene Ontology annotation, molecular function: carotenoid dioxygenase activity; beta-carotene 15,15'-dioxygenase activity. Lineage: Eukaryota; Metazoa; Arthropoda; Malacostraca; Decapoda; Portunidae. The record is from RefSeq and is a predicted model, not a curated record. The transcript has 12 exons.
GCACGUGCCCUGAGGCGGGAGAGCAACGUUGAUCAGAAGUUAACAGUCUUUCCCGGGUACCACCUUUACAUGAACCGUAGAUGGAAAACUGCACUAUGCUCUUCACCACACACAGGCAGCGUUGUAUAGACAAAGGCGGUGGAUUCCUCGCCUGGAGGUGGAGAAAGCUGGAACUAUAUAGUGGAAAAGAAAGGGGAGGGAACGUCCAGCCACACAGACUCUACACCAACCUGCCGCGUCUGUAUUAUUGAUUUGCCUCCCGUUUCUCUCUCCCUUCCCUCUCUCCCUCCCUCCUUCCUGUCCUGACACGCGAUGCCACAUGGAGUCUGGCGGCGUGGGAUUCACCUGACACUUGUUGCAUUACACGGGUACCGCUAAUCUGGUAACUUGAGGUCGACCGACGUGGAGAACCGCGGCGACGGUUAUGACUAUUCGGUGAUGUGUCGGAACUGUGACAAGGAGACCCCGGAUCCUGCGCCUUGCCAGCUCACGGGUACGCUGCCGGAGUGGCUGAAGGGACAGCUCUUAUGCAAUGGGCCAGGCCUCACUAAAGUGGGGGAGCAGGAAUACAAUCAUGCCUUCGACUCUGCAGCUCUAUUGCAGAGAUUCGAAAUUUCUGAUGGAAAAGUGAUGUACAACAACCGCUAUGUGCGCUCCAAGACAUUUGAGCAGAACCAAGCAGCCGGGGCCAUCACCAAGGCAGAGUUUGGCACACCUGGCCCUUCCACCAAAGGAGUGUUCUCCAGACUUUUGGAGGCAAUGGACCCAGAGAAAAUGUUCUCUGAUAAUGCUUUGGUGACAGUGGCUGACUUUGGAGGGCGCUACUUUGCCAUGUGUGAGACGCCCUUCUUGCUGGAGAUCAAUCCUGCCACUCUAGAGGUGAAGGAUCGGGUAAACCUCAACAAGAAGUAUGGUCUGAUGACCCAGACCCCACACCCCAUCCUGACCAGCGAUGGAGUGUACACAGUGGGCCAGGGUGUUGGGGUGACUGGCCCCAAGUACUGCAUUGUCAAGUUUCCUCCAGAUGGUAACUUGAAGCAAGGAAAGGUGAUGACUUCCGUGCCAGCGCGUUGGAAGAUGUCCCCUGCCUACAUGCACAGUAUGACCUUGACCGACAACUAUAUGGUACUGAUCGAACAGCCCCUGGCAGUCUCCCUCUCAGAGCUGCUGAGUGACAUUGUGACCAAUGCUCCUUUCAUCUCAGGCCUCAAAUGGCACAACGAACCAGUACUCAUCCACGUCAUUGACAAGAAAACCUGGAAGCUCGUCAAGACUCGCUAUGUAACAGAGCCUUUCUUCUUCAUGCACGUGGCCAACGCCUACGAGGAUGGUGAACACAUUGUGCUGGACAUCCCCACGUACAAAGACUCCACUCUGCUGCACCACCUCUAUAUCAAGACACUCAGGGAACAGCGAGGGAACAACACUGAGGAGUUUUUGAGCAGUUUUCGGUCAACACUGCACCGACUGGUGGUUCCGCUCAAUGCUAAGGGCAAGGAGACACUCAUAACACUGCAGGGCACCUCCUGCACUGCUGCCUGGUCUGGACAAGAGGUCACACUAAAGAGUGAGAAGCUGUGUGAGGUGCCCUUUGAGAACCCGUGCAUCAACCCCAAGUAUUGCGGCAGCAAGUACAACUUCCUGUGGGCGAUGGGACCCGAUCCUGAGGGAAGCGACAAGGGAUUUGUGAUGAAGGUGAAUCUGAGCUCAGGUGAGACUCACAAAUUCACUGAAGACAAGCUGUACUGUAGCAGUCCUCAGUUUGUGGCAAGACCUGGUGCUGUGGAUGAGGAUGAUGGAGUGAUCUUAUUCCUGGGUACUGAUUCUCAGGAUGAGAAAGCAGCAUUCUUGGUGGUUCUGGAUGCAGCUACCAUGACCGAGCUGGCACGGGCCAGUGUGGUGACCUCUGCCCCGGUGCCCCUGCCUUUACAUGCCCUCUACAUUCCUGCCUCCACACAGUGAUCAUUACAACUCCAUUCCACAUGAACUGUCUUUGUAUUGAGAUUGUUUUCAUUCUGCUUCCUUUCUUUCUCUUGUGUUCAUAUGAAUGUGUGACUCAUCAGUUCAUGUAGGAAUUUCAUGGAAUGCUGUGUCUGUCUCUCUACAAACCAGUGGCAAGUGGCAUUUUACAAUAUAUCAAUGUGCUGCCAUUUGUGUACUUAUGUUGAGUGUUCUUCUGGUGCUUCAAGUCUUUCCUGCUCAGGUUAUAUGUGGGAGUUUGUCCUGAGGAUGUUUUAAGCUUUAAUUUGCAAUUAUAUGUGAGAAAUGCUAUAUGUGAGAAAUGCUUGGGGUAUUACCUUUAUUUUUGCAACUUGGCUACAGGAAACCUCUGAUUUCUGUUGUGCAAAGUACAGUGUGGUGUUGGGACCAAUUUUUUCUAAGCAUGUAUGUAAAUGUACUCAAUUCCUUAGCCUAUAUGUAGCAUAACAUAGAUUCUUGCCAAACCUCCACUUUCUGUGGCUGUGACAGUGAAAAAGCAAAACUCACAUGUAUCUACUUAUGUACUUAUGCAUUGCAGUGUAAAAGGAAAUUAAGGAUCUGAUGAGUAUGGUGACAAGUAGAACAUUCCCUCUGAGUUGGUUUAGAAUUUCCUCUGUUGUCUUGCAUAUAUUUUUGCUCUAUCCUUGUGUUAGCAAAGUGCAUUGGACUGUAAUGCUACUAUGAAGGAAACUUUGAUGUGAAUGCGUAAUAAGGAAUAGUGUGCCCAGUGGUCUGCUGCACAAAAUUUGGCCCUACGAGGCUCCCUGCAGAUGGCUGACAGACAGACAAAUGACCCACCUGAUGAAUUGUUAUACAUGAUGUGAUAUUUGGAAUUAAGUGUGAAGUGAGGCACAUAUCUCAGCCAGACAACAGGAUGUGUCAUGCGGAUUUGACACGAGUUCAAGGUAUUAAAAUACAAUAAGAGUUACAUUAGUUAACAUUGAUUUAAUAAGUGUGUGUGUGAGUGUGAGUGUGAGUGUGUGUGCUUUCAAAUAAUGCUGUGUCUUUGCCCAAGUGGAACAUAAUCUUUUCAUGGAAUCCUCAUUUAACUUUUUCUUAUAACCUCUAAAUGCCCAUGAAAGGUACAACUACUUACUGUAAUGUGUUUGAUAUUAAAUGUAGAAAUAUU